Dermatophagoides pteronyssinus (European house dust mite) is the source of this 1959-nucleotide messenger RNA. RefSeq names its product amnion associated transmembrane protein (gene Amnionless). Gene Ontology annotation, cellular component: endocytic vesicle; apical plasma membrane. Lineage: Eukaryota; Metazoa; Arthropoda; Arachnida; Sarcoptiformes; Pyroglyphidae. The record is from RefSeq and is a predicted model, not a curated record. Gene Ontology annotation, biological process: intracellular protein localization; receptor-mediated endocytosis.
UGAUGAUCAUUUGGUGAUUGUUGAUUAUUUGAUGGUAGUGAUUGUUGGUUAGUGGUUUGUAAAAAAUAAAUCCCGAAAAUGUUUGUAAAAAUUUCAUUUUUACUAAUAUCGAUUAUUAUAAUCGAACCGGUAAUUUCUGUGUCACGUUAUUCACGAAUGGAUUUUCAACCAUUAAUAAUUCGAAGACGAUUAAUAUGGCGUAAACAAAUUCAAUUUGAAGAUCCAAACAAUUGGCAACCAAAUCAACCAUCGUGUGAAAAAGAUCGGGUGGUUUUACCGGAAAAUUAUGUUAUCUUUUUAAAUCGACGAUUAUUAAUUCAAGAACUUAUUCUGCCGGAAAAUGGUGAAUUAAUCAUUGCCAAAGAUGGUGGUGGUAUUGUUGAAUUUUCUACCGAUCAUGAUUAUGAUCAGGAUGAAGAUCGUAAAUGUAAAACAACCGAAACACUGUAUUUUCAACCAUCCCAAGAAUAUCAGCAAACAAAUUCAUGGUUUAAUCCGGAUAAUUGGCAUGUUACAUUUGAUUUAUCAUCAUCAUCAUCAUCAUCAUCGUCGAUGUCGACAAUGUCCGGUUAUCAGAUAUCAACAUUUGCAACAUUUCAUUAUCAACAAUCAUCAUCAUCAUCAAAAAUGAUAAUACCCGAUUCGGAACGUAUACCAUGUCGAUCGGAUUUCAUAACAUUUCCAACAAAUGGUACAUGGAAAGUUAAAAUAGGAUCGAAUAGUAAAUUAAUACCCACAUUCGAAUCAAUGACGAUUGGUGAAAAUUUUCAAAUAUUCAAUACGGAUAAAUUAAGAAAAUUUUUACAAUCAUUUUCUGGACAAAUGUUGUUUGAAAUUCAAGGUUAUAAUCAUAUGGAAAUUCAACAAUCAAAUUGUCAAUCAAAUUCAAUCGAAUGUUAUUGUGGUAAUGAUCAACCAAAAGUAAUGAAAGAAAUAUGUCAAAAUCGUCCAAAAUGUCCACCAUCGAAAUGUUUGGAUCCAAUACAGGCACCGGGAUUUUGUUGUCCAAUUUGUGCAACAAGUAUAUUGAUUCGAAUGAAUAAAAAUCGAAAAAAUUUGAAUCAACCGCAAUCGCAAUCGCAACAACAACAAUUUGUUUAUCAAUCGAUUGCUCAACAUUUAGAACGACUAUAUCAACAGCAACAAGAAUCAUCGAAGAUAUUCUUGUCGAAUAUUAAUCUUUACAUACAUUGGCUAUAUGAUAAUCGAAUUCAAAUCAUAAUAUCACCAAUGGUGGAUAUCCUGAUUCGAAAACAAUCAAAUCCAUUAAUCCAAUCAGAUCAAAAUGGUCGACAAAUUAUGGAAAAAUUAUCCAUGGAUAAAACAUUAUCCCGAUUGAUAUCGAUUGAAUAUCGAUCAAGUCAAAAUUGGAUACAAGAUUCUAGUCUAUUCAAUCGAUCAACAUUUAUUCUAUUAUUGAUCUUUAUAUUGAUUUUAUUGAUUGGUUUUUUUACUACGGUUAUUUAUAAUUAUCAUCAUCAUCAUCAUCAUCAUAAUGAUCAUCAAUCAUCAUUUACAUUUGUUCGAUUUCGAACGGUUGCCAGUGAUGUUGAAAUGGAAUUUGAUAAUCCUGGACUUUCGGAUUGUCCAUCUGGAUCAUCAUCAUUACACCGACUACCACAACAAUCACCAUUAUUUUCAACCGAGAAAAUCGUUCCAAAUUUUCAAAAUUUAAUGAAAAAAAUGACAAAUUGGACAACAACAAUACGACAACAACAACAACCAUCAUCAAUACGUUUACGUUCACAAUUCUCACGUAAUGAUGAUAAUCACGAUGAUAAUGAUGGUGAUGAUGAUCGAAAACAUCAAACAGAAUUUGAGAAUCCAAUAUUUAAACUUAAUACAGAUUCUACUAUUUCUACUUCUUCUACUUCAACGAAUAUCUCUCAUCAUCAAAUCAACGACAGUACAUCAAUGUAAACGAAAUGAGAAUUACAGCAUCAGCAGAAACAAAAAUUA